CAAAGGGUAGGAAAUCUAGACCCUGGGGUCUUGGGAGUUAUUUCCCCCUGGGAGGCCUAAGUCACAUUAGAUGGAUGCAAUGCAAGAGCAAGAACACAGGCUUUGGGGCCCAUCCUAGUCCUGCUUAUUAGCUGUGGGGCCUUGGGUGGGAUGGCAAGCUCACUGAUCCUUAAACAAGAUAGAGUGACAAUAGGAGCUUCACAGGGCUGGUGUGUGGACAAAUGGAUUAGAGCCUAGGAAAAGCUCUUGGUGCCACUAUAGGGGCCCUGUGAAGGCCAUUUCCCGCCCCUCUUUUCCUGUGGCUCCUCCACCUGAAAUGUAUUGGCACACUGGGAGGAGGGGAGCAUAGCUAUUCACUGAGCUCUUCGUAUGUGCGAGGCAUGAGGAAUUCAGAACAAAACAGACCUCAUACUUCCUGUCUUGGGGUUUUCCAUCCAGCAAAGGAGACAGAUAAAACAAUUCCAAAGACCAUAAGCUGCAAUUACAAACUAUAAUUGAUACACCUGUAACCUCUGUAAGUGGGGAAUGGGUUCUGUUUGGGUAGGCAGGCAGGGAGAGCCUCUCUGGGAAAGAGGCUAAGGACACAGGGAACUGGGACUGGAGGGUCAGCAUAUGCCAAGGUCCUGGGGCUGGAGAGAGUCUGGCUGUGAGAUCUACAGGAAGGAGGCCUGCAAGCCAGGAGAAUGGCAGGAGAGGAGGCAAGGCUCUUGUAAAUCAAGGUAAAGGAUUUGGAUUUGGAUCUAGCUUAAAGGGCAACAAGAAGCUAUUGAUCAAGCAAGUGACAUGAUGAGGUUUACCAGGAUAUUUCUGGCUCCUGGCCCUUGGGGAGCUCUGAUUUGUAUGUGCUUAGCUCCUCUCCCAUGGCCCAGUGUUGGCUCUGCAGGCCGCUCUGUGAGAGGACCUUACACUCUCCCACAGGCUGGGGUAUAGUGGGCAGAGAGAGUCCAGGCUAGGUCCUCAUGGAGACCAGUUCUGGAGGAACCCACUUGUGUGGUACGGCAGGCCAGAGCCCAGCCUGCACUCCCACCAUCACCCCAUCUUCUGGCUCUCUGGGAGGCCCCUGGGUGAGAGAGGGAGGGAGUAUGGGUUCCCUGAUUGGAGCAGCCUGGAUGAGGGGCUUCUGGUAGCUGCCUAUGCCCCCACCAUGAGUCAAUGGCAGGCAGCCUCCUAGGUGUGUCUUCAUGAAAUAAUCAGUGUGAUUUUGGGGAAAAAACGUUCUGCCAGAUCCAAACUAGAAAGUUCUGCAUUAGGGAAUGCAGAAAUCCCAGGGGCUGGACCCCACAGGCCCUUUCUGUGUUGGAGCAGACAGACUGCCCUGAUCUUCCAGCACCCUUGAGAUGCCCACAGAGGCCGGGGGAACUUGCAACUUCUGCCUACUGCUGUGAAGGGCCAGGGCAGGAUGGUGCUGUGGGGCCUGGAGGCUGGAGGAAGGAGGGUCCUGUGACCCCUUCAGCUUGUACCUUGCCCUGUUACUUAGUCUUGAGCCGAGCAGAGAACCAAGGGAAAAGGCAGAGAGAUUCACUGUGAGCUAUCCCAAAGAGUAGAAUUUGGGACUCCUGUCUCAUCAGCUCCCCUGGGAAUGAGAGGCUAAUGAAUCAGCCCCUGAACUUAACCUUGGAGACUCAGCCACUGCCGUCAGCAAACUUGAAAUGAUGUAACCUGACCUUCGGCAUGGGGGGUGGUGAUAUACAGGGACCUGGGAAGAGGAAGCAGUGGCCAGGAGGCUGAGUAGUGGACAGAACUCAGGUCCAACCCAGCCUAGGCCAGGAAGGCACGAGGCGGAGUCCCCCUGACAUAGAUGUCACAGAAGAAUUCAGGGGCAGAGUGCUUGCGGCGGGGAGGAUGUGCUAUCUGAGCGAGUGGCCCAAGUCCUUUCUGAAAGCAUUUAUCCGGCACUAUAGCCACCGUCAGGUGGAUUUCCUGAUUGAAAACGACGCAGAGAAGGACUACCUCUACGAUGUGCUGCGGAUGUACCACCAAACCAUGGACGUGGCUGUGCUUGUGGGAGACCUGAAGCUGGUCAUCAAUGAGCCCAGCCGCCUGCCGUUGUUUGAUGCCAUCCGACCCCUGAUCCCACUGAAGCACCAGGUGGAAUAUGAUCAGCUGACCCCGCGGCGCUCCAGGAAGCUGAAGGAGGUGCGUCUGGACCGUCUGCACCCCGAAGGCCUCGGGCUCAGUGUGCGUGGUGGCUUGGAGUUCGGCUGUGGGCUCUUCAUCUCCCACCUCAUCAAAGGCGGCCAGGCAGACAGCGUUGGGCUCCAGGUAGGGGAUGAGAUCGUCCGGAUCAAUGGAUAUUCCAUCUCCUCCUGCACCCACGAGGAGGUCAUCAACCUCAUCCGCACCAGGAAGACUGUGUCCAUCAAAGUGAGAUACAUUGGCCUGAUCCCUGUGAAGAGCUCUCCCGAUGAGCCCCUCAAAUGGCAGUACGUGGAUCAGUUUGUGUUGGAAUCAGGGGGUGGACGGGGCAGCCUGGGCUCCCCCGGGAAUCAGGCAAGCAAGGAGAAGAAGGUCUUCAUCAGCCUGGUGGGCUCCCGGGGCCUUGGCUGCAGCAUUUCCAGUGGCCCCAUCCAGAAACCCGGCAUCUUCAUCAGCCAGGUGAAGCCCGGCUCGCUGUCUUCGGAGGUGGGGCUGGAGACGGGGGACCAGAUUGUGGAAGUCAAUGGCAUUGAUUUCUCCAGCCUGGACCACAAGGAGGCCGUGAACGUGCUGAAGAGCAGCCGCAGCCUGACCAUCUCCAUUGUAGCUGGAGCUGGCCGGGAGCUGUUCAUGACAGAUCGGGAGCGGCUGGCGGAGGUGCGGCAGCGUGAGCUACAGAGACAGGAGCUGCUGAUGCAGAAGCGGCUGGCCAUGGAGUCCAACAAGAUCCUCCAGGAGCAGCAGGAGAUGGAGCAGCAAAGGAGAAAGGAAAUUGCCCAGAAGGCAGCAGAGGAAAACGAGAGAUACCGGAAAGAGAUGGAACAGAUCAUGGAGGAGGAAGAGACGUUUAAGAAGCAGUGGGAAGAAGACUGGGGCUCAAAGGAACAGCUCCUCUUGCCCAAAACCAUCACCACGGAGGUGCAUCCAGCUCCCCUUCGCAAGCCAAAGUAUGAUCAGGGAGUGGAGCCUGAGCUCAAGCCCGAAGACGACCUGGAUGGAGGCACAGAGGAGCAGGGAAAGCAGAAAGGAAAAGAUAAGAAGAAAGCCAAGUAUGACAGCUUGCAGGAGUUGAGAAAGAAUAAGAAGGAGCUGGAGUUUGAGCAAAAGCUUUACAAAGAGAAAGAGGAAAUGCUGGAGAAGGAAAAGCAACUCAAGAUCAACCGAUUGGCCCAGGAGGUAUCUGAGACUGAGCGGGAAGACCUUGAGGAAUCUGAAAAGACUCAGUACUGGGUGGAAAGGCUCUGUCAGACGCGCCUGGAGCAGAUUUCCUCUGCUGAUAAUGAGAUUCCAGAGAUGACCACAGGGCCCCCACCUCCCCCGCCUUCUGUGUCUCCCCUGGCCCCACCCUUGAGACGCUUCGCAGGUGGUCUGCACCUCCACACCACCGACCUGGAUGACAUCCCCUUGGACAUGUUCUACUAUCCCCCCAAGACUCCCUCAGCCUUGCCUGUUAUGCCCCACCCUCCACCCUCCAACCCCCCUUCCAAGGUCCCUGCACCCCCUGUGCCUCCGUCCUCGAGCCACGUGAGUGCCUCACCCUCACCCUGGGUGCAGCGCAGUCCACCCCCCCCCCCNNNCCCGCCCCCUCCAUCCAUUCCCACCCAAAACCUCACUCCUACCCGCCCACUGCCCUCGGCACUGGAAGAGGCACUGGGCAACCACCCGUUCCGCCCUGGGGACACAGGCAACGGAUCAGAGGACUGGGAGGCAAAGAACCACGGUGGGAAACCCACCAGCUCCCCUGUCCCUGAACGAAGCUUCCUGCCCACCGCAAAGACAUUUUGCCCAAGUCCACAGCCUCCACGGGGCCCUGGCGUGUCCACCAUCUCCAAACCUGUCAUGGUCCACCAGGAGCCCAAUUUCAUCUACAGACCAGCUGUGAAGUCUGAGGUCCUGCCUCAGGAGAUGUUGAAGAGGAUGGUGGUUUAUCAGACAGCAUUCCGACAAGAUUUCCGGAAAUAUGAGGAAGGCUUUGACCCCUACUCCAUGUUCACCCCAGAGCAGAUCUUAGGGAAGGAUGUUCGGCUCCUGCGCAUCAAGAAGGAGGGCUCCUUAGACCUGGCCCUGGAAGGUGGUGUGGACUCCCCAGUUGGGAAGGUGGUCGUCUCUGCUGUGUACGAGGGGGGAGCAGCUGAGCGGCAUGGUGGCCUUGUGAAGGGGGAUGAGAUCAUGGCGAUCAAUGGCAAGAUCGUGACGGACUAUACCCUGGCCGAGGCAGAGGCCGCCCUGCAGAAGGCCUGGAAUCAGGGCGGGGACUGGAUUGACCUCGUGGUCGCCGUCUGCCCCCCCAAGGAGUACGACGACGAGCUCUCUUCUCUUCCCUCCUCUGCAGCCGAAAGCCCCCAGCCGGUCCGAAAGCUCCUUGAAGCCGGUGCUCUCGUGUACAGACAGGGGUUUCUCCUGCAGCUGGAGCCCACGGUGAAUAGGCAGGUGGCCGCAGGCCAUCUGUCCAUGCCACAUGUGGUGGCCACAUGCUGCCCAUGCUGCCGGCGGGUUCUUUGGACUAGUAUCUGGCAGGGACACGAAGCACCACCCAGUCUGGAGUGCUGGUUUGGGAUGCGGGUGUCCUGACUGCCCUUGUGAAUGGGCUCAGGUCUCCACAGGGGCACCUAGUGAGCCAGGGAGAGCCCUGAUCUCUGUUCUCUGUUGGCCUACCUGAUGCUCAAGCCAGGCAUCUGGGCUGGGAGAGCCCACAGGAGUCCAGCCUGAAUGUCCCCCGAGGGGUGUCCUCAGCCACAUGUGCCUCCCUGUCCCCUGGGUGCCACCCUGCUGGAGCUCCUGCUCCACCUGGCCCAGGCUCGGGCAGAGCCAGGCCUGUUACGAGGUCUUCAAGGCUGGUCCAAAGAACUAGGGGUGAUGGAUUCGCAUUGCUCAUGUCCUGUCGUGGCCUCAACCCAAGCUCUCCUCUGCCUCUUCCCUCCCUUGAUCAGGACUCUUAUCUGUGGGACACAUGGUGGAGCUCAGCUUUGGGAUGUGGAUUCCUCCCUGUGCUGGCUGGCUGUGGAACUGUGUUGGAUGUGGCCUGAAGCCCACAGAUGGCACCUGGGGCAGACCCAAGCCUGGACUCUUACAAAUUGGCCUUUCUCUCACAAGUUUUCCAAAACAUCCGGGCCUUUAGCUCCCAGGACAGUUGGCCUACUGAACUAUGGCUCCUGGGGUGGCCUACGUGGCCCUCUGUUUUCUGUCACUUGCUCUUCUAAGGGACCCUGCUCCUCUUCCUCAGAGUCCCCUCAGCUCCCCUCCUAGAAUCCUUUCUGUUUUCUCCCUGCCUCCUGUGUGCUGUGGCCAUGGCUGGUGUGUAGCUGCUUGGGCCACACCAAGGGGGUUGCUGUGUGGUUGGCAGGGCCUUGGGCUUCUAGGAAAGGGACGCCCAGUGUGGGGUCUCACCCAGGGCUGUGUCACUCACAAGGCCUACACCUGCCU
Molecule: messenger RNA, 5559 nt
Organism: Fukomys damarensis (Damara mole-rat)
Lineage: Eukaryota; Metazoa; Chordata; Mammalia; Rodentia; Bathyergidae
Gene: Ush1c
Product: USH1 protein network component harmonin
Exons: 27
Coding region: 1843-4707 (954 amino acids)
Biological process (GO): inner ear receptor cell stereocilium organization; inner ear morphogenesis; sensory perception of sound
Cellular component (GO): cilium; stereocilium tip; photoreceptor inner segment
Molecular function (GO): protein binding
Source: RefSeq, a predicted model, not a curated record